This is a messenger RNA of Fusarium falciforme, 3012 nucleotides long. Its product is annotated as NACHT domain-containing protein. The coding region runs from base 1 to 3012 and encodes 1003 amino acids. The record is from RefSeq and is a predicted model, not a curated record. NCBI's taxonomy places the organism in Eukaryota, Fungi, Ascomycota, Sordariomycetes, Hypocreales, Nectriaceae. The transcript is spliced from 3 exons.
AUGGAUCCAGUCUCGGCCAUAGGACUCGCGUCCGCCAUCAUCACCUUCAUCGAGUUCGGCUCGAAGCUCUUGAAAGGCGCUAAAGAGAUCCGUGACUCUCCCAAUGACAGCCUCGAGAAGAAUGAGUCGAGGGAAGUCAUCGCCGAAGCGAUGAAAGAAGUCGCAGCCAAAUUAAAGACGCCGGAGCCAGCACAAAUAUCGCCGGAGCAGCAAAAGCUGUGUGAUCUCGCUGUUAAAUGCAACGAUCUCUCACAGCGCAUCCUCGAGCUUUUGAACAAGAUCAAGCCCAAGAAUAAGAAGCCACUUCAUGUGUAUCGUGCGGCAUUCCAAGCUUGGCGCAAGGAGGAUGACAUCAAGGUGCUGGAGAAAAGUCUGAGCGAUUGUCGUAGCCAGCUUGCGUUGAGUCUCAGCCAUCUAGCCAGCAAAAAUUCGGCAGAGAGCUCAGACAGAAUUUUCGCCAUGGUUCAAGAAGACUCGCUCAAGCUCGAACAACUUCAGACUCACAUGAAGCAACUGAGGAAGGGCUUGGAGGCCCAGGUUCUCGGGGACGAAGCCCUUGAGCAGCUGCGUCUCGUGCUUGGCAUACACGACAAAGCCCUAAGUGCCAUAUACCAAGACCGGAUCCUGCGCAGUCUUGAGUUUGAGGACAUGCAUCGCAGAGACGACAGGGUUCAAGUUCCAUACCAGAACACUUUCAAGUGGAUUCUGGAGGAUGACGAAGAGAUCAUGUCUGACGAUACUUCUUCGCAACCAUCUGAACCUUCACUUUCAUCUGAAUCUUUGCUAUCAUCUGAUUCUUCGCUAUCAGAUGAAGGCUUAUAUGGCCCCUUUCGAGAUGAUAGGAAACGCCAGUCGAGAGAUAUGUUCCUGAAAUGGCUCUCUUCAGGGUCUGGCAUCUUCCAUAUUAGUGGAAAGUUGGGAUCGGGCAAAAGCACGCUGAUGAGGUACCUUUCCACACAUACCCGCACUCGGAUCGAAAUUGAGGAAUGGGCCGGAGAUAAAACUCUGGUUCUAGCCAGCUUCUUCUUCUGGAAGCCAGGUUCGGAGCUGCAAAAGUCCCUGGAAGGCUUUUUCCGAUCACUGCUGUGUGACAUCUUGACGGCUUGCCCGGAUUUGAUCCGAGAUACACUACCAGAGUAUUGGUGCCUUGCGGAACAAGCCCCAUGGCAGAUUCAAACCAGAUUCAACAUUCCCUCUUCCACCGUCAAUUCUGCACUACACAAGGUCAUUUCAAACGAGCGUCUAUACCAAGGUCACCGCUUCUGCUUCUUCAUUGACGGCCUCGAUGAGUAUGAGGGGACCGACGGACAAGACCCUACGCACCUAGUGACGCUGUUGAAGAACUGGAUCAAGGACUCUCACGGAUGUCUAAAGUUGUGUGUAUCGAGCAGGGAGCACAAUGUCUUUAUGAACGCUCUCUCCAACGAUCAGCGUUUCAGACUCCACGAGUUGACCAUGUCCGAUAUGCAGGAAUAUGUUGCAGGUCACCUCAAAGACAUGCAGAGCGACACACUCAGUGUGCAUCUGAGGUUUGAUUUGAUCACCUCUAUACCAGAAAAGGCUGAUGGCAUCUUCCUCUGGACCAUCCUCGUCGUGAGGACCAUCCGUCGCAAGAUCGAGGACGGAGAGCCCGAGAGACGUCUGAUCAAGCUCCUGGACAGUCUUCCGCAAGGGCUGAGUAGCAUCCUUCAGCGCAUUCUGGAAGAUCUUGAUGCAGACAACCGGAGAAGGUUGUAUCAGACCAUAGCCGUGCUCCGUGUGGCAAAAGCCCACUCGUUAUGGUUCUCAUUGCUUGCCUUCUCAUUCCUGGACGACUACGAACAAGACGCCGAGUUCUCCAUAAAAGGCCACAUCCCGACAGACAAGGCUGAAGGAACUACCCGGCGGCGGCUUCGCGGUGCAUGUGGAGGAUUGGUUGAGGAUGAAGGGCCCGUAGAUUGGCCGUUUAGAGAAGAGAUGGGUUGGGCGAGGCUCGAUUACACACACCGAUCUGUUCCAGACAUGUUUGGCGAGGGAGCUCUCAAACAUGAAAUGGAUGUUUUUCUCGAGGGAUUCGAUGCCAUGAAAGCCAUCUUAAACCUCGAAUUUGCGGCAGUUCAGUUCAUCGGAGACCGCAUCAAGACCCGGAGCUCCUGCAUUGGCUUGGCGAGAAUGCUUCUCUUAAACGAGAUCGAGGAUGCACCAUAUCCUCUCCUGGAGCGUAUCGCGUCUUGGUCAGACAGCGAUAUUCAACAGCUGAAGCCUGGCCAUCAUCUGGUUAUAAAAAACUCCCCUUUUAGGACUGUUUCUCUUGGCUAUCUCACUCCAAGCGAGUUGGUCCCUGAGCCUCGUAUAACGCUCUUAUGUUAUAGUACGCUCUGCUUGGCUGGAUUCCUUGGGUGUUUCAGUUACGUCAAAUGGAAGAUUGAGCAGGCUCCGAAGGCGAUGAGCAGUUCUCUCGAGACGGCUAUGCUUGCUCACAUUGUCCUACACAAGUCCCGAACGAAUCUCUGGACUGAGGACUUUUUCUUUGAAAGCGGAAUAUUCACUGACUUGACAGCUAUCGGAUUUGUUGCCGUAGGCCGAGAUUAUGGCCAGGUCAAGGCUGGAGAUCUGACGAUAUGGCAACGAUUCCUUUCAUCUGAGUUCCUGGAUUGGGCCUUCACUGAGUUUUCCAGGGCAGUCAGAGGCUCAGACAGGUCUGGCCGAAUAAUCCAAAGAUUCCUAGAGCACGGGGCUUCUCAUUAUUUUUGUAUCGAGGGGGAACGCAAUGAGUCGGACGGAAGACUCAACAUUACCUUUAGCUUCGAGGCCACUAAGGUGAUCCUGAGACCGCCAGAAUAUAUGGACGCUCCCUCCGAAUCACCGUGGUUCUCGGAAAUGUUGGGUCAGAGUCGGGUUGCAAGCAGAUACACGUUUCGGGAUUGGAUCCGAGCAAGCAAGUACCCGAACAGGAAUCGUAUUUUGGAGUUACUUGGUGAUGAUGGGAAAGGAGCGGGCGGGACUGGCGACGAUGAGGUGCAAGAUGCAUAG